UUAUUGACAUAUAUCAAGAAUGGAGUGGGCCAUGUCAAUCCGUUAAAAAUUUGUUCAAAAAAAUCAAUGAAGAAUUAAAUGACAACAAAUUAUUUUUUGCCACUGCAAAUGCUGACACGGUUGAUACACUGGAGAAAUAUAGAGGCCGUUCGGAGCCAUAUUUUCUGCUCUAUGGGGGACAAUCUCUUGUUGCGGUUGUCAAAGGUGCAAACUGUCCGACUAUUCAAGCUACUAUAUAUGAAAUGUUAAAGCAGGAACAUGAAGCUUUGGCUGGUGAAAUCGCACGGGUAGAGAUUGAAGACCCUUAUUUGAAGGCAAUUGAGGAAGAGAAGGCAGCUGAGGCCAAACGACUGGCCCGACAGAAAGAAAUCGAUCAGGAGUGCUGUCCAUUGAUUUUGCAUUCAACUUUAUCUGAAGAAAAUGUGGAAAAUGUCAUUGAACUGCUUUUAAACGCCGGAUAUGAGAUUUUGCAAGAAGAAGUAAAGCAGCUCGAUGAUGACACCGUAAUUGAGAUUCUCGAAAGUGAAUCCGGGGACCCAGACUAUGGUUUUAGGCUCAACGAACUUACUAAAGAACCGUUAAGAUGUCUUCUCGUGGCAAAAGGUCCUGAGGGUGUUGUAAACGAGCUGAUUGACUUUGUUGGCCCAGAAAAAGAAUACAGUUCUCCUGACGGCGAACCCAUGCCAAGCAUUCGUGACCUGUUUGGGGGAGGAAAACCGAAGGAAUGUCUCACUGCUCCUACCACAACCAACGCAGCUCAGACAAUAAUGAAACUCGUAUUCCCGGACUUCACACCGCCUCGAGUAAUUACGUACCUUCCCGAGGUGGAGGAGACCAGGCCGAGCGUUUUUGCUGCAGGUCUUUUGGACGACGAGAACCAGGAAGCCGGCGACAACGAGGAGUCAUCCGGCGUGCCAGAAUACGAGGGACCACCACGACUAAUUGUCGUGGUGAAGCCGCCUGCCUACGACGCCUACCGCGAUGACGUGAUGGCGGACUUGGAGGCGGCGAACUUCACAAUUCUCUCAACCAAAGAUUACACGUUCUCGGAGGACGAGGCUCGAGAGUAUUAUUCCAAAAUGUCAUCUUCGAAUUUGUUUGAAAAUCUCAUUGCCAUGGUGACCUCUGGUCCCUCGUUCAUCAUAAUGGCUUGCAAAUCCGAGGCGUAUAAAGCGAUGAAGGACAUGCUUGGCCUUGAGUCGUACGCUCAAGCUCUCAAGAGCACUCCGGAUUCACUGCGUGUGAAGUACUCUGCUCCUCCCGAGGGCGAAAAAGACGAUGACCUCACGUGGAUUGAUGCGUCGCUAAGCGAGGCUGAAGCCAAGAAGUCGAUCGACUACUUCUUCCCCGUGGAGGACACCUUCGCCAUGUUCAAGCCGGAAACGCAGCCCGUGUGGGAGGAGAUGCUGGAGGAGAUCAAGAAUUUAGGUUUCAAGGUGGUUAUGAAGAAGGAGGUUGAACUGCUUCCCGAAGACAUCCGUGUCAUCUACGAGAACAACAUCGACAAACCCUACUUCGAAGAUCUCUCCCGUCACAUCGCCUCUGGACCGGCGAUGGUGAUGGUGCUGAGGGCGCAAGACGCGGUGCGAAGAUGGCACACUUUGAUUGGACCCACGGAUCCGGAUGUGGCUGUCGACAGUCACCCGAAUGACAGGAAGAAAUCAGGUAUGUGUGUUGAUGAGUUAGGCCUAACGCGUGGAAACAAAAACGAAACUUACCCAAAAUUUUGUCGCGACAGCCUCCGAGCGACCUACGGCCGAUCGAUUCUGGCGAACGCAGUCCACGGCAGCACAAGCGCCGAGCACGCCGCAAAGUGUAUCAGCCGAGUAUUCAGGGAGCCGUCCAACGAGCUGGAAGGCGACAGCUCUCUCGGGGAUGUGGGCGAAGACAUGGAGGAGAAAGAAGGUGGUGAGGAAGGUGAAGGUCCUGUGGAAGAUGCGGAUGGUAACUUUGUUAUAGUUCAGUUAUAA
Molecule: messenger RNA, 1970 nt
Organism: Mesocestoides corti
Lineage: Eukaryota; Metazoa; Platyhelminthes; Cestoda; Cyclophyllidea; Mesocestoididae
Source: the annotation of a GenBank genome assembly